Messenger RNA from Gadus morhua (Atlantic cod), 1027 nucleotides. RefSeq names its product ferritin, middle subunit. Gene Ontology annotation, molecular function: ferrous iron binding; ferric iron binding. The record is from RefSeq and is a predicted model, not a curated record. NCBI's taxonomy places the organism in Eukaryota, Metazoa, Chordata, Actinopteri, Gadiformes, Gadidae. The transcript is spliced from 4 exons. Gene Ontology annotation, cellular component: cytoplasm. Gene Ontology annotation, biological process: intracellular iron ion homeostasis; iron ion transport. Bases 270 to 800 code for a protein of 176 amino acids.
UCGGCUGGCACUGAAGUCGUGUGCGCGUGUUUGUGUGGGCGUCCACCCAGCCUAUAAAUACAGAGACUGCUCGCAGAAGUCUUCACGCAGAAGGGAAAAGAUCUUGCUUCAACAGUGUUUGAACGGAACUUCUUCUUUCAUCCUUGCUUUGGCAUCAUUUCGGUUAACUUUACUCGACAUCCUUAACUUAUUUGUUACCUCAUAUCUAUAUAGAAACAGAUACUUAUUUUUCUACUUUUUAUCAAGAAAACUACCGAACGCCAGCAAAAAUGCCUUCUCAGAUUCGUCAGAACUACCACCAAGACUGUGAGGCCGCCGUCAAUCGGAUGAUCAACAUGGAGAUGUAUGCCUCCUACACAUACCAGUCUAUGGCUUUCUAUUUCAGCCGUGACGACGUAGCGCUGCCUGGCUUUGCCCACUUCUUCAAGGAGAACAGCCUCGAGGAGCGGGAGCACGCCGAGAAGCUCAUGGCCUUCCAGAACAACCGAGGAGGGCGGAUCUUCCUGCAGGACGUGAAGAAACCUGAGCGUGAUGAGUGGGGCACCGGACUCGAGGCUUUGGAGGCUGCCCUGCAGCUGGAGAAGACCGUGAACCAGGCCCUGCUGGACCUGCACAAGAUCUCUUCUGAACACGGAGACCCCCAUAUGAACGACUUCCUGGAGACCCACUACCUGAACGAACAGGUGGAGGCCAUCAAGAAGCUGGGCGACUACAUCAGCAACCUGCGUCGCAUGAGCACCCCUACGAACGGGAUGGCCGAGUACCUGUUUGACAAGCACACCCUUAAGGGGUCCAGCUAGAUGCCCGAAGGCGUCAGUCUAGUGAUGGGACUCACGGGCGUGCAGUUCUGUCUUAAUCCACAUCAUGUGUUGAUCUCUUGUUACUGCUUUGAAUAAAGACGGCAAGGUUAUCGUCACUGAACGGAAAAAUGAUUGUUUCAUAAGUGUGAGGGUUCCCAUUUGAGCUCGGAGAUCUCCUUCCUCGAUGCGUAUUUGAUCUGAGUCUGAAUAAAGUACUUUGAGCUGGA